GCCGCUGUCAACCAUACAAGUCACCGCGUUGCCAUUGAAUAGCAUGGAAUUAAACCUUCUUCAGUGAAUAUGUUUUGUGGUCUAUAUGUUUUGUGGGUGUACAUAUAUCAGUGUAUUUAUUUUGUGAUGUAAAGAGUUAUAUAGUGAUUAUUGUAAAUAUGGGUUCCAAUUCAGAUGAUUUCUGGACGUCUGGGUCAUCACUUGUAUUUAAUUUCGAUGAUGACGAUGAAGAAAUCGUUGAAUCAGUGGAUGAUUUUGUAUUCAAAACAAGUGAAGAUUGCAGUGUAGUCCCAAUUCAUUCCAUUAUAACGAAACAUUGCUUGGAUCUUAUUUUAGCUGAUGCAAAACCACGUAAACAUGAUUUACCUUCAGUUGAAAUCGCCAUACAAAGGUUGUUAAAUGGUCAAAAAAGUGCUAUAUACAUUUAUAGAAGUUUGAAGCACAAGAUUUCAUUACUUGAAGCUGCUCUGGAUAUUAAAGAAGGGAAUUUAAUUCUCAUGAUGCGUGUGCAAAUAUGGCAGGACCUUCAAAGCAUCUCUGUUAUGAUGUCCCAAAGUUUGAAGAAAAAAUUCUAUAAUGGUAUGAGGAGGAAGGAAGUGAUUUUAGUGGUAUAGACAGUGCUUCAUAAGACGAUUGUAUAGGAUCAGACUAUAAAAGUUAUAGUGAAUUAUCAGAAGAUCAAGCAGAAGAAAAUGCAAAUAAUUUACUAGUUCAUAAUUCUUCCUAUUGCAAAAAUCGUCAUAAGUGAAGUAUUUCGGAAGUUCUACCAUCAUCAUGUACAAGGAAACAUAAUAUAGUCAUCAAGGUACCUGUCCUAAGAAGAAAAGCUCAUGAAUAUGGAGAAGAAGCAGCUCUGUUGACUGUUAGGCAGCUUCUAUUUACUGAUGAUAUGUUAGUACAUAUCAUUAACAGCACGAUUCCACAGUGCACAGAGUGCCCUGCGUAAUCUCAGAGACUGUUCUACAAAAACGACCCCUAACUACCAUGCUAAGUCAUCAUCAUAGGCUUGCACAUAAACACCCACACUGCUAAGCCUAACGAGGAGUUUGUCCACCA
Acanthoscelides obtectus is the source of this 1056-nucleotide messenger RNA. The record is from the annotation of a GenBank genome assembly. Lineage: Eukaryota; Metazoa; Arthropoda; Insecta; Coleoptera; Chrysomelidae.